Messenger RNA from Drosophila grimshawi, 1115 nucleotides. RefSeq names its product mitogen-activated protein kinase kinase kinase 7. Gene Ontology annotation, molecular function: magnesium ion binding; ATP binding; MAP kinase kinase kinase activity. Gene Ontology annotation, biological process: protein phosphorylation; positive regulation of canonical NF-kappaB signal transduction; JNK cascade. The record is from RefSeq and is a predicted model, not a curated record. The transcript is spliced from 5 exons. The coding region runs from base 102 to 938 and encodes 278 amino acids. NCBI's taxonomy places the organism in Eukaryota, Metazoa, Arthropoda, Insecta, Diptera, Drosophilidae.
AAUUCAUUUUUCUUUUACGUGCUGGAUUAGUCACUGGCGUGAAAACGUGUUCUAUAUUUUAUAUAUUUCUGUUCUUUGGUAAAUUAUUAUACUGACUAGAAAUGCAGAUAAUCCAGUAUGAUGAACUUAUCAUGGAUGAAGAUAAAAUUGGAGAGGGUGGCUUUGGAGUUGUCUACAGUGGAAAAUAUAUGGGCGAGAAGGUGGCUAUUAAACAACUAAUAGGGCACAUUGACAAGGAGGAAGCAAUUCGGAAAGAGGCCACGUAUCAGGAAAUGGUCAAUGGUCAUGAGAACUGCGUCAAAUUGUUUGGUUAUUCGACUUUCGAAGGCAACACCUACUUGGUAAUGGAGUAUAUGGCUGGUGGAUCCUUGUGGCAUCUUAUGCAUAAGACCAGCAUCCCAUACAGCUAUGCGGAGGGCAUUGGGUGGUUAUGCCAGGGAGCGCAGGCAUUGGCUUAUCUUCGUGCGCAUUCAGUGAGAGGCUACAUUCAUCGGGACGUUAAACCCUCCAAUAUGUUACUAGACGGUGACAGAAAGACUUUGAAAAUAUGUGAUUAUGGCCUUAUGCGAAAUGUGAAAACCAACAUGACAAGCUAUGUGGGCACUGCAAUUUAUAUGGCACCCGAGGUUUUAAAUGGCAAGAAAUAUGAUGAGAAAUGUGAUGUGUACAGCUUUGGCAUUACAAUCUGGGAAGUUUUCAUGCGUAAGAUGCCAUACGAAGAUAUUAUCAAAGAAAUUAGACUUACCGAACUCUUAAAAAAAAUUGAUACGGAGGAUCUGCGGCCCCCUAUUGAUGCUGCAAUCCCCAAAGACAUUCGGCAACUGAUACGGGAGUGCUGGGAUAAAGAUUGCGAUAAACGACCUUCUAUGCAAGAUAUUGCGGACAGGUUGAGAAAACAAUCUACAGUGUCUCCCAGCAAAAAAUGUAAGGUGCUAUAAAUUUUAAACAAAGAACUAAAAGUGCGCAAUCCGAGAAUGUCCGACUUUGAAAAUUGCUUUAGAAAACAUUCGUACUUGUACACAUAAAGAUACAUAUGUUUGAGUUGUCUGUAUUAUAAAAAUACAAUGUGAAUUGCUAUACACCAGUUCAUAAAUCAGUUUAUCUUGAUAAAACCA